CAUGCCGCAGAGCCUUCGCCUCCCCGCCCGGGCUGCCCUCCUCGCCCGCUGCCUGCCCGAGCUGGGGGCCCCCCCGCGCCCCCUGCCCCCCCCGCCCCCCCCCGCAGCCCCCCAGGGGCUCCGCAGCCUGGCCGAGAUGCCCGGGCCCAGCCCCGCCGCCUUCAUCUACGACCUCCUCUGCCGGGGGGGCCUCCGGAGGCUGCACGAACUGCAGGUGGAGGGCCGGGCGCGGUACGGCCCGGUGUGGAAGGCCAGCUUCGGGCCCAUCCUGACCGUGCACGUGGCGGAGGCCGGGCUGAUCGAGGAGGUGCUGAGGCAGGAGGGGCCCUUCCCGGUGCGCUCCCACCUCUCCUCCUGGAAGGAUUACCGGGCCUGCCGCGGGCACGCCUGCGGGCUGCUGACGGCGGAGGGCGAGGAGUGGCAGCGGCUGCGCAGCCUCGUGGGCCGGCUCCUGCUGCGCCCGCGGGCGGCCGAAGCGUACGCGGGCGCUGUGGGCGCCGUGGUGGGCGACCUCCUGCAGCGCCUGCAGCACCUGCGGGACCGCCACCCCCAGCACCUGGUCCCCGACGUCGCCGCCGAGUUCUACAAGUUCGGGUUGGAAGGCAUCUCCUCCGUCCUCUUCGAGUCGCGCCUGGGCUGCCUGCGGCAGGAGGUGCCGCGGGACACGGAGGCCUUCAUCCGCUCCAUCAACACCAUGUUCGUGAUGACGCUGCUCACCAUGGCCAUGCCCAAGGCCCUGCACCGCCUCUUCCCCAAGCCCUGGCGGACCUUCUGCGAGGCCUGGGACUUCAUGUUCGCCUUCGCCAAGGGCCACGUCGACCGGCGCGUGGCCGGGGCGGCCGAGCGGCUCUCGCGGGGGGAGCCGGCGGAGCACAAGUGCCUGACGGACCACCUGGUGCGGGAGGAGGUCUCCAUGAGGGACAUCUACGGCAACGUCACCGAGCUGCUGCUGGCCGGCGUGGACACGAUCUCCAGCACCCUGUCCUGGAGCCUGUACGAGCUGUCGCGGCACCCCAGGGUGCAGGCGGCGCUGCACCAGGAGGUGGCGGCGGCGCUGGGCCCCGGCCACGAGCCCCCCGCGGCCGCCCUGGCCCGCAUGCCCCUGCUGAAAGCCGUGGUGAAGGAGACGCUGAGGCUCUACCCCGUCAUCCCCAGCAACGCCCGCGUGGUCCCCGACCGAGACAUCCGCGUGGGCGACUACCUGGUGCCCCGCAAGACCCUCAUCACCCUGUGCCACUACGCCGCCUCCCGCGACGGCCGCUUCUUCCCGGCGCCCGACGCCUUCCGGCCGGAGCGCUGGCUGCGCCGCGGCCCCGCGCGCCACCCCUUCGCCUCGCUGCCCUUCGGCGUGGGCAAGCGCAGCUGCGUCGGCCGCCGCCUGGCCGAGCUGGAGAUCCACCUGGCCCUGGCGCAGAUCCUGCUGCGCUUCGAGGUGCGGCCGGAGCCCGGGGGGGCCCCGGUCAGGCCCAUGACCCGCACCCUGCUCGUCCCCGAGGCCAGCAUCAACCUCCGGUUCCUGAGCCGCCGAGGGGGGCACGCGACCGGGACCCCCCCCGUCCCCGACCCCGUGACGUCCCCACGGGGGCCGCGCCGCCUUAUUUAACGCCCGGGGGCGCUCCUUAUUUAUUGCUCCUGCGGAGCCGUGGUGGCCCCUCGCGUGCCCGGCUUAUUUAAAGCUUUAUUUAUU
This is a messenger RNA of Cygnus olor (mute swan), 1687 nucleotides long. Its product is annotated as 25-hydroxyvitamin D-1 alpha hydroxylase, mitochondrial. Lineage: Eukaryota; Metazoa; Chordata; Aves; Anseriformes; Anatidae. Gene Ontology annotation, molecular function: oxidoreductase activity, acting on paired donors, with incorporation or reduction of molecular oxygen; iron ion binding; monooxygenase activity. Gene Ontology annotation, cellular component: mitochondrial inner membrane. The transcript is spliced from 9 exons. The record is from RefSeq and is a predicted model, not a curated record. Gene Ontology annotation, biological process: cellular response to peptide hormone stimulus; glucocorticoid biosynthetic process; cholesterol metabolic process. Bases 2 to 1603 code for a protein of 533 amino acids.